Lodderomyces parapsilosis is the source of this 1266-nucleotide messenger RNA. RefSeq lists its product as uncharacterized. The record is from RefSeq and is a predicted model, not a curated record. NCBI's taxonomy places the organism in Eukaryota, Fungi, Ascomycota, Pichiomycetes, Serinales, Debaryomycetaceae. The coding region runs from base 1 to 1266 and encodes 421 amino acids. The transcript has a single exon.
AUGACAGUCAUGAGAAAAGAGACAACUGACGACAAAAUAAAUCCCCAACUUCGUCAAGACACAGCUAAGGCAAAACUGCCACAACAGGAAGAAACACAAUCAGAAUCAACCACAACAAAGACUACUGAUUUCGCAACUACUUCCACUGACGCAACAGCUUCUACAAAUACAGGCGCACGCAAACUACCUCCAUUAGCCAGUCUACAAUCUGUGUACCGAAGUGAUUACCAACCAUUCACCACUUUUUUACCGUAUGAACCUGCAUUCAGAGAGCAACAAUCGUCCAAUAGUAAUUCAACUGCUGAGACUAUAGCGACUAAUCUUGCAGCCAGUGCUUUAUCAAGAUUAGAAUCGGGUGAUUUUGAUCCCACGGGGAACAGUAGCUCCCACAGUAAUGGAAAAGGUGGUGGUGGCGAUGCAGGCGAAGCACCUAAGGGAGCAAAAGAUGACGAUCAACAUGCAUCGGAUCCAGAAGCUGCCCACCAUCAACUACAAAAGCAUCAGCUGCAGCAACAACAACAACAACAACAACAACAACAACAGCAACAGCAGCAGCAGCAGCAACAACAACAACAACAACAACAACAACAACAACAACCACAAUCACAACCACCACCACCACAACAACAACAACAACUACAACAACCACCACAACAACAGCUGCAAUCACAACAUCCAAUCAAAUCCAGAAGCAAAUUCUCAGCCACAUCCACUAAAGAUCAACAAAAACCAUUCAAAUGCACAUUUGAAUCCUGUGAAUGGUCAUUUGCCCGUCAAUCUGACCUCACUCGUCAUUUCAAAUCGCAUAUGGCUCCACAAUAUCAUUGCCCCUAUUGGAAAAACGACCCCACGUGUCACAAAAACGGUGGUGCAUUUAAUCGAUUAGAUGUAUUGAAACGUCAUUUGAAAUUGGUUCAUUACGUCCGUGACAAACGAUUGCCCAUAGGUGAAGGGAAUCCUAUAGGUAGUGGUGUAGGUGCAAUCAAGAGUAUUGGGGAACCAGGAUGGUGUCGAUCAUGUCAACGCAUGUUCCCUAAUGACAAGGCUUUUAUUGAGCAUUGCUAUGAAUGUGCCUCGCAGACGCAACCUACUGAAUGGCGAACUCACAAGAGCACAGCGGGUGGUGUUGGUGGUGGUGGUGGCGGUGGUGGUACAGGUUCUGGGAAUGUAUCCUCUUCAACGGAUGCUGAUUCACGUCAAACUAAAUUUAGAGUGCUUUUAGGACCACCUCAAACAAAAAAACAAAAGACUACAACAAGCACAUAG